Messenger RNA from Cololabis saira (Pacific saury), 2674 nucleotides. Its product is annotated as E3 ubiquitin-protein ligase TRIM58-like. The record is from RefSeq and is a predicted model, not a curated record. Gene Ontology annotation, molecular function: protein binding. The transcript has 10 exons. Bases 98 to 1936 code for a protein of 612 amino acids. NCBI's taxonomy places the organism in Eukaryota, Metazoa, Chordata, Actinopteri, Beloniformes, Belonidae.
CAUUGGAAAACUGGGAAGCUUUUUCUCUCGGAAGUAGUAGGGAGACGAGAGGCGGCUCAGAAGUCAACUAUCAACGAAGGAAAACCCCAUUGCCGACAUGGCUUUUGCUAAUAUCGCCGUGGCCGAGAGCCAGUUCAAGUGUGCCAUCUGUCUGGACCUGCUGAGAGAGCCCGUGUCCAUCUCCUGCGGACACACCUACUGCAUGUCGUGCAUCAGCCACUACUGGGACCAGGCGGAGUCCCCGGAGUUCCGCUGCCCCCAGUGCCGGGAGACCUUCAGUCCUCGGCCGGUGCUGCGCAGGAACACGGUUCUGGCCGAGGUGGUGGACCAGCUGGCGCUGAGCGAGGCGGCGGGGCCGCCGGAGCGGUUCUCCGGGGCGGUCGGGGAGGUUCCCUGCGACUUCUGCCCGGCGGAGAGCCGGCUGCGGGCCGGCAGGUCCUGCCUGGUGUGUCUGGCGUCCUUCUGCGACCUGCACGUCCUGCCGCACCGCCAGGUCGGCACCUUGAGGCGGCACCGGCUGGUGGCGGCGCUGGAGGGUCUGGCGGACCGGCUGUGUGCCCAGCACCGCCUGGGUCUGCAGCCCGAGGAGGCCGGGGAGGAGCCGGUGUGGAGCGGGGACUGUCCGCUGUGCGAGGACCGGGAGGAGGCCAGCGGGGUGGACGCCCAGAGAGCCAGGAGACAGCUGCAGCUCCAGGAGUCUCAGAGGAUGGUCCAGGGGAGGAUACAGACUGGUGAGAGGGAGCUGGCAGAGUUUCAGCAAAGCUUGGAGUCCCUCAAGCUCUCGGCAUCUGUGGUUCUGGAGGACAGCGAAGCCCUGUUUGCUGACAUGGCACAGCGUCUGGAGAAAACUAAGGCUGAGGUUCGAGCAACGCUGGAGGCGAAGGAGCGAGCAGUGGUCGGAAGAGCCCAACGAGACGUAGAGCUGCUGGAGAACGACCUGGCGGAGCUGAGGGGGAAAGACGAGGAGAUGAGCCAGCUUCUGCAGACAGAAGACAACAGCCUUUUCUUACAGGCAGCGCCCCUGCUCUGUGUCCCUCUGACCACUGAUCGGCCCUCCAGAGUGUUCAGCCUGUCUACAGAGGCCUUCAGUGGUGCGAGAAGAGCUCUCUGCAACCUGCGCAGUCGCAUGGAAGAAGUCUGCAGGGAGGAGGUUGACAAUAUCAGCCAUGCAGUUACAGAGAACCACGCCCCUAGAGGAGAGUGUGUAAAAGGUGGGCCAAAUCUUGAGAACUCCAAACCUCCACAGUGUCAACCUGCAAGGCAACACACCAGUACGGCAGGGGGGUUAUCGUUCCCCCUCUCCGCUCUGUCCUUGCAGUCAGCUGAUCAGAGGAUGAGGGCAGUUUUUCUCAGAUUUUCUUGCCGUCUGUCACUGGAUCCCAACACAGCCCACCCGACUCUGAUCCUCCUGGAUGGGCUUCAAGGCGCCCACUGUGGCGAGGAUCUGCAGUCCUACCCCCCUCACCCCCAUCGCUUUGACUCAAUGGCACAAGUCCUGUGCAGGGAGGGCCGGUUCAGUGACGCCAGCUACUGGGAGGUGGAGUGGAGGGGCGGAGGAUGGAUAGACAUUGGUGUCACUUAUCAAGCAAUUGGACGCAAAGGUGGCGGAAAGCCUUGCCUGCUCGGGCGCAACGAGAAUUCCUGGCGCUUGAGGUGCACGCAUGCUGGGUACGCCGCCUGGCACGAUAACCGCAAGACCACAGUGGCUGCGCCGCCCUGCCCGAGGAUCGGUGUGUUCCUACAGCGCCAGAAGGGCUCCUUGUCCUUCUACAGCGUGUCAGACACGGUGGUCCUCCUACACACUUUCCAUUGCCAGUUCUCUCAGCCGUUGUACCCGGCUUUCCGUCUGGACCUGGACUCCACCUUGCUCAUCUGCCCAUCUGCAACACGCUUAAUGAAUCCAAUUACAACUCCCUCAUUCCCCCAGGACCCUUAAAAUAUCUGCUGUAGGACAGGGCGUUAACUUUAGCUGCACGGAGCUGCACUGAGCACGUAUUCAAGUGUCUGAAAUGACUCAAAUCAAAGCAGGUGUAACCCAACCCUGUCACCUUGCCCCGGACAGCCCGAGUCUGACAAUCUGUCAUUCUCUUGGGUUGGUCCGAGACGUCACAGAUCCAGAUCAGGGGCCUCAUUUAUAAAAGAGUGAGUAGGAUUCAUACUAAAAGUGCACGUGCGCCCAAAAGGCGAAAAUGGCAUGCGCACAAAAAAAUCUGGAUUUAUAAAACCGCGUGCAUGCACACUUGCACGCAAUGUUCGCUUUAUAAAUCACAGUCCAGCUGGAAGGUUGCGCAAGUGAAUUUGGCUCAUACCCCGCCCUCUACACGCCCACUCUCUACCAUAAAUGGGCAAUGGAAAGAACUUGAUGACUGUAUUUGCAUAUAAAUGAGCCUGCUGAGCAUGCGCAGCGGCUUCCUGCAGCCUGUUUCUACUGCGCGAGACGUGUCGAGCCACCGUGCCGCUAAAUUUCACUGAGACUGAGAUCGAGAUCUUGUGGAUGAGGUGGAGGCCAGGAAAACCACAUUAUUUGGUGCUCACAGUAAAAGUAUAAAUAGUAUAAAAUAAAGUGAGUGAGUGGCAGCACGUCGUUGCUGCGCUAAACGCAGAUCUGUUGCAGAAAAAAAAGAAGUGGUGUGAUUUGAAGGUGGAGGCCAAGAGAUACGGAGCCCCUAAAGGG